AUGGCUGCUUUGUUCAACGCAAAGCCCGUUUUGUUCCUCCUCAUUCCAUUUCUAAUGCUGCAUCGCAAUUCCGACACAUCUUUCGAAUUCCCCACUUUUUCAGGGCCAUAUUCAAAAACCCUUUUAACCUUCCAAGGCGAUGCCUCUUUAUCAAAGGGUGUCAUACACCUAACAAAGAUCCAAGACGGUAUAGUGGUGCCCAAAAGUGCUGGAAGAGCCACCUAUGCUCUCCCCGUGCGUCUUUGGGAUGCACAAACUGGUAAGGUUGCAAGCUUCACCACCACCUUCUCUUUUAACAUGUCCUUUGGUCGAAACACUGCAGAUGGAAUCUCUUUCUUCCUUGCACCAUUCGAAUCUACCCUGCCCGUAAAUUCAUUUGGUGGAUACCUCGGACUCUUCGAUCACCGCUUUGCUUUAAGAAACACCGACCACAACCAAAUAGUUGCAGUUGAAUUCGACAUGCACCAAAAUGCCUGGGACCCUGGUUUCCCCCACGUAGGCAUUGAUGUUAACUCCAUUUCUUCGGUGGCAACAUCGCAAUGGAAAAAUGAUUAUGGGGUGUUAACAGCAGUUGUGACCGUAACCUACGACGCUGUGUCACAAAGUUUGAAAGUGGUUGUAGUGAACGGACCAACUAUUAGCCAUGUGAUUGACUUGAAGACGGUUCUGCCGGAAUGGGUCAGCGUUGGGUUCUCCGGCGCCACGGGACUGCUGACUGAAGUGCACCAGAUUCAAUCUUGGACUUUCAGUUCCAGCUUCGAUUAG
This is a messenger RNA of Sphenostylis stenocarpa, 765 nucleotides long. NCBI's taxonomy places the organism in Eukaryota, Viridiplantae, Streptophyta, Magnoliopsida, Fabales, Fabaceae. The record is from the annotation of a GenBank genome assembly.